Messenger RNA from Stylonychia lemnae, 564 nucleotides. NCBI's taxonomy places the organism in Eukaryota, Ciliophora, Spirotrichea, Sporadotrichida, Oxytrichidae. The record is from the annotation of a GenBank genome assembly.
AUGGAAGAACACCCAGAAUUCUUUGACAAACAGAGAUUUGAGGAGAUGAAAAAAACUCCCUCAAGAGAGAGCAUAUCUGAUUUUAUGAAGGCCUUAUUUGACUGCGCUUAAUUUAGUCCUGAAUGCUGCAUUAUUAGUCUAAUCUAUAUCAACAGAAUGAUUGCUUUUACUGAGAUGCCAUUGUAAGCAACUAAUUGGAGACCUCUUAUAUUGAGUUCUAUGUUAGUAGCAUAGAAAGUUUGGGAUGACAGAUACUUAUAGAAUUCAGAUUUUGCCUUUAUCUAUCCAUUUUUCGUGACAGAUGAAGUAAAUAGACUUGAAAAAAAAUAUAAUGUAACUGUGAAGUCAAAUUUAUAUGCAAAAUACUAUUUCGAAUUAAGAUGCCUACAUAAAGAAAAUGAAAAAGAAUUUCCUCUAAAGCCAUUAACAAAUGAAGAAACUAGAAAGCUAGAAAUAAGUUCCUUUGCUUACAAGGAUAUAUAUGAAGGAGUUGGAUUAAAAGCAAAAGAAAAGUUAAAUCUUUCUUUUGGUUCUUUACCUCCAAAGAAUAUUUGGAAGUAAUGA